This is a messenger RNA of Salvia splendens (bonfire salvia), 669 nucleotides long. Its product is annotated as RNA polymerase II transcriptional coactivator KIWI. The record is from RefSeq and is a predicted model, not a curated record. The transcript has 4 exons. Lineage: Eukaryota; Viridiplantae; Streptophyta; Magnoliopsida; Lamiales; Lamiaceae. Gene Ontology annotation, biological process: positive regulation of transcription initiation by RNA polymerase II. Gene Ontology annotation, molecular function: DNA binding; transcription coactivator activity. The coding region runs from base 158 to 466 and encodes 102 amino acids.
CUAACGCAUUCCACUUGUUUCCCCAAUUCAUCCAACUUCCGUACAUCUGAGUGGUUAGCUCUCAUCCCCCUUUCUCUAUCACUCACUCUUCUCUCACAAUUAUUCUCAUUUGACUGCUUUUGCUGCAUUAAACUAAAGUUGCUUGAAAUAAGUGGAAAUGUCGAACAAGGGCAAGAAGAGGGAGGAGGAAGGCGCGCUCUCCGAAGGCGACGAGCCUCCAAAGAAGAUUUCCAAGCCCGACAAUGAUUUAGAUGACCCUGAUCAAAUCGUAGUAUGUGAGUUGUCGAAGAAUCGGAAAGUGUCCGUGAGGAACUGGCAGGGAAAGGUUGUGGUGGACAUUAGGGAAUUCUAUUCUAAAGACGGCAAGGAAUUUCCUGGCAAGAAAGGUAUCUCGUUGUCCAUGGACCAGUGGAAAAUUCUUAGAGAUCACGUCGAUGAAAUUAACCAGGAGAUUGAGAAUACAUAACGGUGUGUAUGGAUCUGUGUGUUUUGUUCCUUGAAAGGAAUUGGCAAGGAACCUCCAACUUACUAAUGAAACAGUUUAGGGACGAGCAUUUAAUUUGUAUGGUAAAUAUAUGUAGAAUGUUUUCUUCCCAUGUGCAGUAUUAUUCUCGAAUACAAUGUACUGACUGCUCGAUGAUUGGUGCGAUAUGCAUCUCCGUUUCAUCA